Eurypyga helias (sunbittern) is the source of this 847-nucleotide messenger RNA. RefSeq names its product hydroxysteroid (17-beta) dehydrogenase 7 (gene HSD17B7). The record is from RefSeq and is a predicted model, not a curated record. Gene Ontology annotation, molecular function: 5-alpha-androstane-3-beta,17-beta-diol dehydrogenase (NADP+) activity; 3-beta-hydroxysteroid 3-dehydrogenase (NADP+) activity; estradiol 17-beta-dehydrogenase [NAD(P)+] activity. Gene Ontology annotation, biological process: cholesterol biosynthetic process. The annotation marks the transcript as partial. The transcript is spliced from 7 exons. NCBI's taxonomy places the organism in Eukaryota, Metazoa, Chordata, Aves, Eurypygiformes, Eurypygidae. Gene Ontology annotation, cellular component: endoplasmic reticulum membrane.
UUUCAGCGCUUGGACUUUGUCUACCUCAACGCCGGCAUCAUGCCCAACCCCCACGUGAACUUCAAGGCGCUCUGGCAUGGGCUCCUCACUGGGAAGGUGCUGCACAUGCUGACCACGGCGGAAGGCAUAAUGACCCAGACGGACAGGCUUAAUGGAGACGGGCUGCAGGAAGUGUUUGCUACCAACCUCUUCGGACACUUUAUCCUGGUUCGUCAACUUGAGUGUCUGCUCUGCGGUAACGAAAAGCCCUCGCAACUCAUCUGGACCUCUUCCAGCAAUGCCAGGGAGUCUGCCUUCAGCCUCUCUGACUAUCAGCAUGCCAAGGGGCAGGAAUCAUACAGUUCUUCCAAAUAUGCUACUGACCUGACAAGUGUGGUUCUGAACAGGAAAUGUAAUAAGCAGGGUCUGUAUUCCAGUGUUGUUUGUCCCGGUCUUGUUAUGUCUAACAUGACCUAUGGAAUUUUGCCAGUUUUUCUGUGGAAGCUGCUAAUGCCCAUCAUGUGGUUGAUCCGCUUUUUUGCCAAAACUUACACUCUGACACCGUAUAAUGGAGCAGAAGCUCAUGUGUGGCUGUUCAAACAGAAGCCAGAGUACCUGGACGCGCUUGUCAAGUACCACAGCUGUACCUCGGGUCUGGGGAAGAGCUACGUGGAGCCCAGAAAGAUGGAUGUGGAUGAAGAAAUGGCUGAGAAAUUCUACCAAAAGCUGUUGGAACUGGAGAAGCAGACGCUAGAGAGAUACAGUGAUCUUCUGGAUUAAGUGAAGCCAGUCUCCGUGGGAUAACAGUCUCGGUAACAUGGGCUUUCUUCAUUCUGGUGCUGCUUGUGUUGCCUGCUGUUCUGCAGGC